Molecule: messenger RNA, 560 nt
Organism: Hevea brasiliensis (rubber tree)
Lineage: Eukaryota; Viridiplantae; Streptophyta; Magnoliopsida; Malpighiales; Euphorbiaceae
Product: LOB domain-containing protein 24-like
Exons: 2
Coding region: 210-560 (116 amino acids)
Source: RefSeq, a predicted model, not a curated record
ACUUCUACUCCUUCAUCCUCAAUUUUCUCCAUUCACGUUCUCAUUCCAUUCUGAGAAAACUAGCCGUUUGGAAAUCAAAGGUAGUCUAUUUCAAAACAAAUGCUCUCCUAUUUAUAACCUGAUGGUUAAAUAUACAGAAAAUCUAGUUUGAGAGGAUAUAUGUCUUUGUUGUUGAGAUUUGUAAUAGAUUUCUCUUUAGAUUCUUGAGAAUGAUUAAUGGUCGUUGUUCUGCUUGCAAGUAUUUGAGAAGAAAAUGCCCUUUAGAUUGCAUUUUCUCUCCAUAUUUUCCUUCCAAUGAUCCUGAAAGAUUUUCAUGUGUCCACAAAAUCUAUGGUUCCAGCAACGUGGGAAAAAUGCUCCAGCAACUGCCGGUUCAUCUACGAGCUGCAGCAGCGGAUUGCUUAUGCUAUGAGGCACGAUGCAGAAUUCAAGAUCCUGUGUAUGGCUGUGUUGGAAUAAUCUCUCUACUUUAUCAACAAAUACACAGUGCAGAAAAUCAGCUAGCUGAAACCAAAGCAGAAAUAGCAGUCCUUGCUGUGAACAAGAACUUUCAAAUUUAA